AUGCCUCCGUCGACGCCAAACCACGCGAUUCUCAAUGGACUCAACGACGCACAAAAACGGGCUGUGACGUCCAAAGCCGCCACAGUGGCCAUUCUCGCAGGCCCCGGGAGUGGCAAAACCCACACUCUCACCGCUCGAGUCGCUUGGCUGGUCGACCAUGUCGGCUUCCGGCCCGAGGAUGUCAUCGUCGCCACUUUUACCGUCAAAGCUGCCCGAGAGAUGAAGGAGCGCAUUGGGAAGGCCCUGGGGAAUGACCGGGAGAAACGAAUUAUCCUGGGCACAUUCCACAGCAUUGCCCGCCGCUACCUGGCUGCCUAUGGACGGCACAUCGGGCUCAGCCAGAAGUUUGGCAUUGCCGAUGACACAGACUCCCGCGCCAUUAUCUCCCGUAUCUGCAAGAGACUGCAGCUAAACGUCGAUCCAGCCUUCGCCCGCGCAUGGAUUAGCAAGAAGAAGGCCAAGGGCACUGAGGACGCUGCCAAACCAGCCCGCCAGGAGGUCACCAACGUCGCUGGCCUGCAGAAUCUUGAGACAUGCUACCGAGAAUACCAGAAGCACUUGGAGACGACAAACCUCCUUGAUUACGAUGAUCUGCUAGUUCGGUGCGUCGAGCUGCUCCGCAAGUUCCCCUCCUGUGUCUCCAACGUCCAAACGGUCCUCAUCGACGAGUAUCAGGACACCAACGGAAUCCAAUACGAAUUGAUGAAGCUGUUCGCCCAGCGUCACCAACGAAUCACCAUUGUGGGAGACCCUGACCAGAGCAUUUACGGAUGGCGGUCGGCCGAAAUUAGGAACUUGUGGCGCCUGCUCCGGGAAUUCCCCAAGACCGAUGAAGUCUCCCUUGAGGAGAAUUAUCGCUCCUCGCAGUCCAUCCUCGACUUGUCAUUGUCAGUGAUAAAGCAGGACUCGAAGCGGUACGACAAAGUGUUGAAGGCCAUCCACAACAUGGGCUCCCGGCCAGUCCUCCGCCGGCUAAAGAGUGCAUCCGCCGAAGCAGAGUGGAUUGUCUCAGAGGUCAGGCGCGUCCUCACCUUGUCGGGCUCGAUGUUGACAUACAACGACGUCGCCAUCUUAUUACGAUCCGCCUCUCUGUCCAGGCAUAUCGAGAGUUCACUUGGAAAAGCGGGAAUCGCGUACAAAAUGGUUGGCGGCUUCAAGUUCUACGAGCGUACCGAGAUCAGAACUCUUCUCGACUACCUGCGCGUCAUCCACCAGCCCGAAAACAACGAUGCUCUUGCAAGAAUCCUGAACGUCCCGCGCCGAGGCGUCGGCGAUGUCACCAUCAGGAGCCUCCUCGAAGAGGCCGAAACACAUUCACUCAGCGUUUGGACAGUCCUGUCAAAGCACUGCCGGGGAGAUCGCACGGCGAAAACGAGAAUCACGAAACAGGCUGAGCAGAAGCUCAGCGGUGAGCUCCUUCGACCUCUGGACAGUAUCAGGAGACGGAUCGGAGAAGCGACUGGGCCCAACGGAACGCCUCUGGGACUCGUCCAGAUGAUCGAGCAGCUCCUGACGACGUUGGAAUUUGAGAAGCACCUCAAGACCGCUCACCCCGACGAUCAUGAGCAGAGGUGGGCGAACGUCCAGGAGUUCAUCAGCCUCGCCUCUGAUUUCGUGCGGGACAUGGGCAGCUCUGACGAGGAUGCUCUUCCGGAGAUUGAAGGACUUCCGCAAACAAAAGAGGUCGAGGUUUUGUCGCGUUUCCUAGCCAAUGUGUCUCUAGCUUCUGAUGCACAGACUGGGGAUGCCGACCAGAGCAAGCCACUGGUAACCAUUUCGACGAUUCAUGCCGCAAAGGGCCUCGAGUGGCCCAUCGUCUUUGUUCCUGCCGUCUACAAAGGAUCAAUUCCUCACAUUCGAUCUGAGGAUGACAAUGAGGAAAGAAGGCUGCUGUACGUCGCCAUGACGAGAGCCCAGAGCUUGCUGUACCUCAGUUGCCCAGUCUUCAGCUCAAACGGCAAUGGGGAACGAACCGUGCUUUCACCGUUCGUGGAACCAGUGGAACGUGCUUUCAUGAAAAAGGGGCCCUGCCUUGACCGGCCUGUCAUGAGCGAGAUCGCCAGGAUUCUUCAACGCCAGUUGCCCCCGGAGGACUCAAUCUUCCAAGGCUUACCUGCCAUGUUCAGCCUUGAGGACAACCUGUUUCCGGUCGACCCGGAGGAGGCCAAGCAGGAUGCAAACGGCAGGUCCAACCGAGGGCACGGCUAUCAUCCAGAUGCGCAACCCUCAAAGCGGCCGAGACUCCAAGCACCAUCCAUAGUACAGGAUAGCGCCGAGGAGACUCAGUGGUGGAAAGGGUAUUCCACAACAAUGGAACAAUCGUCGACCUUCACAGUGGCUGCUCUCCCUGGUUUUGUCAGUGUCGCCGCUCAUCAAGCAGCCAUCACUGCCGCAAACACCAAGGCUGACGCCGCUCAGAAGGCUCAAGUCGUCAAACGCCCAACAAGCAAGCGGCCCACGGGACAGAAGAGCAUUAUGGGUUUCGUAAAGUUGGAUUCCGACCAGUCUGGUCUAGUCGCAACAAGGUUGCCAGCAACCGUCCAACCAAGUAACAGUUCUCCAGCACCCAGAUUGGUUCAAGAGCCCCAAGCGGCAUCGGCGGCGAUCGCCCCGGACCUCGCCGGGCACAGAUUAGGAGCCGGCAAGCUGAUAGCCCGCCCUUCUGCCCCGAUCGAAGAGAAAACGCUCAAAAGAAAGCAAUACACCUGUUUCUCAAGCUCGCCAACCCGGCCAGCGGCGGCGGAGGAUGACAGCAGCGGGAAAAACACGGCAGAGGCAGACAAUAAUGAAACGCCGCCGGAACCGACCCGCGCGGCGGCCUGCCUACAUGUAACGACGUGCGCUCUCCCCAAGGGACACGGUGGGGUUCUUAGGAGACCUGGUGGGCUAAGCCGGGAGAACAUCACGCCGAUUGAGAAGCUCAGGAAGCCGUUCAAGCCCCUGACCAUAACGUUAAAAAGGCCAUCGUAG
Messenger RNA from Parathielavia appendiculata, 2970 nucleotides. Its product is annotated as P-loop containing nucleoside triphosphate hydrolase protein. The coding region runs from base 1 to 2970 and encodes 989 amino acids. The record is from RefSeq and is a predicted model, not a curated record. Lineage: Eukaryota; Fungi; Ascomycota; Sordariomycetes; Sordariales; Chaetomiaceae. Gene Ontology annotation, cellular component: nucleus. Gene Ontology annotation, biological process: recombinational repair. The transcript has a single exon. Gene Ontology annotation, molecular function: ATP binding; hydrolase activity; 3'-5' DNA helicase activity.